CCUCUUGCUGUUCCUCCACAGGCUGGUCGGCAAACGCCUUCUUCCUGUUCUUUCCUUAGUCUUCUAUCUAGCCUCCUGAGAUAGGGUAGAUACAUUCUAGAGAAAGAAAGAAAAAAAAAAAAAAGUGAGAAUGCUAAGGUUGCCACUCUCACUUCCUCUCACCCUUAGCCCAGAACAUUUUUUAAUAUAGUUCUUUCAGAGGGGCACCCGCCCAGAGAGAAGAGGCCGGUGCCCCAGGGACUCUGCCUUGCCAACGGCUACAGUUAGUUCAUCAUGCUUUCUCACGGCCUCGGCUGGUUGCAGAAAAUGCCAGGAUGAUGCCUUCUUUCUGCCUGGCUGGGACACUGAUGAUGGCAUUGUUCCUCUCCUCCCUGAGACCUGAAAGCUUGGAUCCCUGUGUGGAGGUAUAGAAUUUUCUAUCAUUCACUCAUGCAACAAAUAGCUAAUGGGCAUUGACAGGUCACCUUGCAACUUUCUGAGCCUUGGAGACAAUGUACCAAACAAAAUCAUCAGAGCAUCAAAGCUCAUAAUCCAGUUCAUCAAAUGAACGACAUUUGGAAAAUAAUUAUAUAAGCAACACAAAGUUGCUCUGUGAUUGAAACCUAUGAAGGAAAUAAAAGAGGGCAAGUGAAGAAUUUCUUCCUGACACCUUAUUCUAUUAGAAGCACUCUCUUUAAGGAUACUAUGGUGGAUUCUAACACUAGCUACCAAUGCAUGGAUCGGAAUCUCAACAAAAUCCCUGACAACAUCCCUUCUUCAGUCAAGCAUUUAGAUCUGAGCUUCAACCCCCUGAAGACCUUAGGAAGCCAUAGCUUCUUUAAUUUUCCAGAACUCAAGUUGCUGGAUUUAUCCAGGUGUGAAAUUGAGACAAUUGAAGACAAGGCAUAUCAGGGUCUACACCAGCUCACAACCUUGAUACUGACAGGAAACCCUAUCCAGAAUUUAUCCAAGGGAACUUUUUCUGGACUAGCAAAUUUACAGAAUCUGGUGGCUGUGGAGAUAAAACUGGCUUCUCUGGACAGCCUACCUAUUGGACACCUUGUAACUUUAAAGAAACUCAAUGUGGCUCACAAUCUUAUACAUUCCUUCAAGCUUCCUGAAUAUUUUUCCAAUCUGACCAACCUAGAACACUUAGACCUUUCUAAUAACUAUAUCCAAACAAUUUACUACACAGAUUUACAGACUUUACGUGAAAAUCCCCAGCUCAAUCUUUCUUUAGAGCUGUCUUUGAACCCAAUUGACUUUAUUCAACCUGGAGCCUUUCAAGGAAUUAGGCUCCAUGAACUGACUCUAAGAAGUAAUUUUAAUAGCACAAAUGUAAUGAAAACUUGCAUUCAUAACCUGGAUGGUUUACAAGUGCAUCGGCUGAUCUUGGGAGAAUUUAAAAAUGAAAGGAAUGUAGAAAGGUUUGACCGCUAUGUCAUAGAAGGACUGUGUAAGGUGACCAUUGAGGAGUUCCGGUUCACAUAUGCAAAUGAGUUUUCAGAAGAUAUCACUGAUUUUGAUUGCUUGGCAAAUGUUUCUGCAAUGUCUCUGGCAAAUGUGUAUCUAAAGCGCCUAGAAGACAUUCCUAAAUAUUUCAAAUGGCAAACCUUAGCAGUCAUUAGAUGUGAACUUAAGCAAUUUCCACCUCUGGAACUCCCCUUUCUUAAAAGGUUGAUUUUUAUUACCAACAAAGGGGCUACCAGUUUUCCAGAAGUGAAUCUGCCAAGCCUUACAUUUCUAGAUCUCAGUGGAAAUGGUAUGAGCUUUAGGGGUUGCUGUUCUUACACUGAUUUGGGAGCAAGAAGCCUGAAACACUUAGACCUCAGCUUCAAUGGUGUCAUCAGCAUGAGUGAAAACUUCAUGGGUUUAGAACAGCUGGAAUACUUGGAUUUUCAGCAUUCCACUUUAAAAAAGGCCACUGAAUUUUCAAUGUUCUUACCCCUUGAAAAACUGCUCUAUCUUGACAUCUCUUAUACUAACACCAAAAUUGAUUUCAAUGGCAUAUUUUUUGGCUUGACCAGUCUCAACACCUUAAAAAUGGCUGGCAAUUCUUUCAAAGACAACAUCCUUUCAAAUGUCUUUACAAAUACUACAAACUUGACAUUCCUGGAUAUUUCUAAAUGCCAGUUACAACAAGUAUCUUGGGGGGUGUUUGACACUCUCCAUAGACUUGAGUUACUAAAUAUGAGUCACAACAAUCUACUGCUUUUGGAUCUAUUCCAUUAUAAACAGCUGCAUUCCCUCAAGACUCUUGAUUGCAGUUUCAAUCACAUAGAGACCUCCAAAGGAAUAAUGCAACAUUUCCCAAAGAGUCUAGCCUUCUUAAAUCUUACUAAUAAUCCCUUUGCCUGUAUAUGUGAACAUCAGAACUUCCUGCAGUGGGUCAAGGACCAGAGGUUGUUCUUAGUGAAGACUGAACAAAUGACAUGUGCAACACCUGUAGAGAUGAAGGACUCCCUGGUGCUGGACUUUAGGAAUGCCACCUGUUAUGUGCAGAAGACCAUCAUCAGUGUGUCGGUGAUCAGUGUGCUUGUGGUAUCCACUAUAGCAUUUCUGGUCUACAAAUUCUAUUUCCAUCUGAUACUUAUUGCUGGAUGUAAAAAGUACAGCAGAGGAGAAAGCAUCUAUGAUGCCUUUGUCAUCUACUCCAGCCAGGAUGAGGACUGGGUGAGAAAUGAGUUGGUAAAGAAUUUAGAAGAAGGAGUGCCCCCCUUUCAGCUGUGCCUCCACUACAGAGACUUUAUUCCUGGUGUGGCCAUCGCUGCCAACAUCAUCCAGGAAGGCUUCCACAAGAGCCGGAAGGUUAUUGUUGUGGUGUCUAGACACUUUAUUCAGAGUCGCUGGUGUAUCUUUGAAUAUGAGAUUGCUCAGACAUGGCAGUUUCUGAGCAGCCACUCUGGCAUUAUCUUCAUUGUCCUGGAGAAGGUGGAGAAGUCCCUGCUGAAGCAACAAGUGGAGCUGUAUCGACUUCUCAGCAGGAACACCUACCUAGAGUGGGAGGACAAUGCUCUGGGGAGGCACAUCUUCUGGAGAAGGCUCAAAAAAGCUCUGUUGGAUGGAAGAGCCUGGAAUCCAGAGGGAGCAACAGAGGCAGAAAACAAUCAACAAGAAACAACAACUUCCAUCUGAGGAGGACAAAACAUCUUGGUCUAAUACUCAUUCUGUUUACAAGUAUUAAAUAUUACAGCUCACCAUGGAUUAUGUUGUAGACAAGGGUCCCAUGGUGCACAAGGUACCAAAAGGCUGGUAAACUAAUGGACCUUACAAAGCAGAAAGUGAUAAUAUUAUGCUGAAACUCCAUGCCUUCCAGGGGUGCUCUUUCACCAACUCAGGCAAAGAAUCAUAACCAAGAAAGUCAGCUCCUACUGUAUCAAGCUGAAGGAAAAGAGGCUAAGCCCCAGUGAGACCAAAAAGGAGCAUUAGUUAUCCCUUGGCCUUUUGAGUCUAUAUAAUAUAUCAUGUACUAUGUUUCAACUACCAACUGAACUGAAUGUUUAUUUACUUUCCCUUCUUACUACUUAAUGCAAUUUAAAUUCCACUGGCUCUCUUUGUGUGUUUGAUUCCAAGUUCAUGUUCCAUUAUAUGUCAUUUUCUUUUUUACCUAUUUCUUUAGGAAACCUGAUUAAUACAUGCUCAUGGACAUCCUGGCCAAUACUUAGUAUGCUGUAUUUAUUAAAUAAAAAUUCCUAAUAUACUUUUAUUUUUAUAAA
Messenger RNA from Cricetulus griseus (Chinese hamster), 3695 nucleotides. The record is from RefSeq and is a predicted model, not a curated record. NCBI's taxonomy places the organism in Eukaryota, Metazoa, Chordata, Mammalia, Rodentia, Cricetidae.